Molecule: messenger RNA, 2513 nt
Organism: Helicoverpa armigera (cotton bollworm)
Lineage: Eukaryota; Metazoa; Arthropoda; Insecta; Lepidoptera; Noctuidae
Gene: sip1
Product: septin-interacting protein 1
Exons: 12
Coding region: 156-2480 (774 amino acids)
Biological process (GO): spliceosomal complex disassembly
Cellular component (GO): U2-type post-mRNA release spliceosomal complex
Molecular function (GO): nucleic acid binding
Source: RefSeq, a predicted model, not a curated record
GUUGUCUAUGGCAACUGGUGGAGCGUGUUUUCUUUUCGAGUUUUGGUGAUUUAUUCGUGAUAUUAAAUGGAUUACAAGCAAAUUACUAAGUUAAGAGUAUAAAGACAACAGUAUUAAACUAAUUAGUGUCUAAGUGGGCUACAUAUAGUGCAAAAAUGUCGGACGACGAAGUAAUGCGUUUCGAGAUUACCGAUUAUGAUUUAGACAAUGAAUUUAAUCCGAAUAGAAACAGGAGGGCCAAAAAGGAACAUCAGAUAUACGGUGUAUGGGCCAAAGACAGUGAUGAAGAUGACAAUGAAGACAAUAUUCGGCAAAGAUCUCGCAAGCCUAAAGACUUCUCAGCACCUAUUGGCUUUGUGGCUGGAGGAGUACAACAGGCUGGAAAGAAAAAGGAAGAAAGUAAAGAAAUAGAAUCAUCAGAGGCUGGCACGUCCCGUCCCAAGUUUGCAGACAGCUCUGAUGAGGAAGAACAGAAUGCCCCGGAUGCCAGUGAGACGGCUGGCAUCCGGAGGCAGGGGCAGGGCAUGAGGCCGGUCAACCUUGGUGGCAAUGUCGGCACUUGGGAGAAACACACCAAGGGUAUUGGUGCUAAACUGUUGUUGAAGAUGGGUUACCAACCAGGCAUGGGUUUGGGUAAGGAUCUGCAGGGUAUCUCAGCACCGGUGGAGGCUACGGUCAGAAGAGGCAGGGGAGCUAUUGGUGCUUAUGGACCUGAGAAAGCAGCACAAAAAGCCAAAAAAGAAGAAGAGCUGCGCAAACUGAAAGAGAAAGAAGAAGAGAAAGGCACCAAAGAGAAGACUUACAACUGGAAGAAGUCUCACAAGGGGCGCUACUUCUACCGCGACGCCGCCGACGUCAUACAAGAGGGUAAACCCACGAUGCAUACUAUUACCAGCAACGAACUGUCCCGGGUACCGGUGAUCGACAUGACGGGCAAGGAGAAGCGCGUGCUGAGCGGCUACCACGCGCUGCGGGCGGCGGCGCCGCGCUUCGAGCACGAGCCGCGGCGCAAGUGUCAGUACUUCGCCGCGCCGCAGCUCGCGCAUAACUUGCAGCUCAUGGUGGAGUGCUGUGAGCAGGACAUAAUCCAAAACGCCCGUGAACUCCAAACAGCAGAAGACGAGAUAGUAGUCAUAGAGCGAGACUUGGAAGACUGCAACAUUAAGCUGCAGGAACAAGAUAAAGUUAUCAAUAAGGUUGAGGACAUAUUGCAGCGAGUUGAGAUGUUGAACAAGCCUGAUGUGUCGUUGGAAACUGCACAUGAUGUCCUUGCUGAGCUGAAGGAGUCCUACCCCCUAGAAUACGAGAUGUUCGGUCUAGGCACAAUUGCUGGCAACAUCGUCAGUCCCUUACUCAGUUCAAUGAUAGCAGCCUGGGACCCGCUGCAGGUGCCUGAUGAACCUAUACCCACGUUCCUGAAGUGGAGGAAACUGCUCACUGAGGAGGCGUAUAAUAGUUUGUUGUGGCAACAUUAUAUACCGCAGUUGACGGCUGCUGCUGAAUCAUGGAACCCCCGCUCCCCGACCAAGAUGCUCCAGGCAGUGACUCUGUGGCAGCCGGCCUGCCCGAGCUGGGUGUCGGGCGCCGGCGUGGCCCGCGCCGUGCUGCCGCGCCUGCUGGCCGCCGUCCGCGCCUGGGACCCCACCCACGACACCCUGCCGCUGCACACCUGGGUGCUGCCCUGGCAUGACAUCGCAGGUGAAGCACUAGCCAGCUCAGUAUACCCCCUCAUCCGGUCUCGCCUAGCCGCGGCGCUGUCGGCGUGGCACCCCGCGGACUCGUCAGCGCGCGGGGUGCUGGGCGCGUGGGCCGCCGCGUGGGGCCCGGCGCUGGGGGCCCUGCUGCACCAGCACAUCGUGCCCAAGCUGGACCACUGUUUACAACAUGCGCCGCUUGAGCUCGUCGGCAGGGAGAACACGGCAUGGCUGUGGUGCGUGGAGUGGCUGGAGCUGCUGGGCGCGGGCACGGUGGCGGCGCUGGCGGCGCGGGCGCUGCUGCCGCGCUGGCUGGCGGCGCUGGCGGCCUGGCUCAACACCAACCCGCCGCACGCCACCGUGCUCAACUCUUAUACUGACUUUAAGAAAAUGUUUCCCGAGGAAGUGCUAAAAGAACCAGCGGUGCGUGAUGCCUUCAGAAAAGCAUUGGACAUGAUGAACCGAAGCGCUGACUUAGAGUCCGUUGAACCGCCUCCUCCACCUCGCUUCACUAUGCCCGAGCCUAAAGAAACUUCUAGAAUCGCUGACGUCAUCGCCUCAGCUACCCAAGCGAAAUCCUUCUCAGAAUUACUCGAAACGAGGUGCAUCGAAAAAGGCAUUACUUUUGUACCUAUUGCCGGCAAAACCAGGGAAGGAAGACCGCUGUAUAAGAUAGGGGAAUUGCAGUGUUAUGUUAUAAGAAAUGUGAUCAUGUAUUCCAAUGAUAGUGGCAGAACUUUCAGCCCUAUUAGCAUGGAUAAACUACUGAGUAUGGUUGAAGAUUGAGUAUUUAAGAAAUUAAAAUAUUAAGAUUUAUUU